AUGAUGGGAUACGGGGGACCGCCAUUCCACCCCCGUCAGCAGCAACCUCCACAGCAGCAGCAGCAGCAGCAGCCACAGCCACAGCAACCACAACCGCAACCGUCGCAUCCCCUCGGUCCUCAACGUCAGCAUGUGCCCUCGCCAUCGCUAGCCGCCGCUCCAAACUUGCCGCAGCAUGGAAGUCCCUAUACCAGCAACAAGCCCAUUUUCCGCGCCCAGCCACAGCAGAAUUUCACUGCUGCGCAGUCGCCUGACAUGCGGAAGAUGGCGCCGACAUCUGGAUCCUUGGCUGGAUACCCUACCACCACGAGCUUCCCCGCGCAGUUCCCUCACUUUGCGCCGCAGAGUUCCCCGGACUUGAUGCCUCGGAAUUCGGAUCCCAUGGCGCUUCAAAAUAUACAAAGAGGCUACAAUCCGCUUGCUCAUUUGCAUCAACAAUCAGCAAUGAGUCCACCCAACGCGAUGAUACCCCACGGCAUGAAUGUAUCAUCACCACAACAACCGUUGAACAGGCUCCCCCAAUCGAAUGUACAUGCCCGCGACAAUCAUCCGGCUGCGAGUCCGUCCAUGGCGAGUCCUUCAAUGCUUGCCUUCAAUCAGCCACGUCCGCCUCAUUCGCAGCCUCAGUCCCCGCAGCAAACCCAGCAGCAACUGCAACAACGACAUCCACACUUCCAACACCAGCAACACCAGCAACUUCCGCAGCACCCGCAGCACCACCAGCACCAACAGCACCCAGAUUUUCUUCAGCAUCAGCGACUGGAGCAACAAAAGCAGAUGCAGCAACGCCUGGAGCAGCAGCGUUUGGAGCAGCUAGAGCAGAAGCGACUGGAGCAGCAGCGUUUGGAGCAGCUAGAGCAGAAGCGACUGGAGCAACAGCGACUUGAACAGCAGCGCCAGGAGCAGCAACGACAGGAGCAGCAGCGUCAGGAACAACAACGACAGGAACAGCAAAAGCUUGAGCAGCAACGACUGGAGAAGGAGCGGCUGGAGAAGCAGCAACAGGAAGAGCAACGGUUAGAGCAGCAGAGGCAGCAAGAGCAACAGCGGAUUGAGAAGCAGAAAAUGGAACAACAGAAGCAGAUGCUCGAGCAGCAAAGAAUGCAAAAGCUACAGCAGCAGCAGCAACGAUCGCAAACGCCAAGCCUCUUCCAACGCCCCUCUCCCUUCGCGCCACAUGCUCAAACGCCGUUUCAUCACUAUCAGCCUCCGCAGCAGCAUGGCCAGCAGCACGGCCAGCAGCACGGCCAGCAGCACGGCCAGCAGCACGGCCAAUUUCAGCAGCAUAGUCAAUUCCAACAGCCUACACAGCCUGCGCAGCCACAGUUUACUCAAUCCCAUCAGUUCCAACACUACCAGCCGCCAACCACUCAGACAACGAGCACUCCUUCAUUGCCAACAGUUGCACCGCCUUCUUCGACAUCUGCUACAAACUCUACGUCACACCCUGAAGCUCCUAGCCCCGCUGCCAAAAAGAAAGCGAAGCCUCGAAACCCUCCUGCUACGCCUUCGCAGGCAAGCCAAUCUCAGCUACCGCACAACAUGCCUGCUCCUGUACCUCCACCUGCUUCUACUCCAACACAGCUAAAUGGACAAGGCCAGCAUUCCACUAAUCUCACCCCCAGUAUGGGGCCUCCUAGUGUGAAUCCCACUGAGACUCCUACGCCUCGCCGCAAGCGUGGGCGGCCGCGGGAAGGAAGAAGUAGCAGCUAG
Penicillium chermesinum is the source of this 1713-nucleotide messenger RNA. RefSeq lists its product as uncharacterized. The record is from RefSeq and is a predicted model, not a curated record. Lineage: Eukaryota; Fungi; Ascomycota; Eurotiomycetes; Eurotiales; Aspergillaceae. The coding region runs from base 1 to 1713 and encodes 570 amino acids. The transcript has a single exon.